GCUUUCGCCGCCGCCGCCGCCGCCGUCGUCGUCGUCGACUGGGUCCGCACACUCGCUCGCGUCCGUGCGGCCGACCCACGCACUGAGCUGCGAUCCUUCCCCGCUUCCCGCCGCAGCUCGGAGAGAUGUUCAAGCUCCGACUGCACCCGCAUUCCCAAAAAGUGGCUGGUCUUGCGGUUGAGCAUCUCGCCGCUCUUCCGUGCGGCGGGGCGCCCCGGGCUCCCGCCGCCUCGGUUCCAGGACAGCCAGCGCUCGGUCUGCGGCUACCAAGCCCGGGCCCGUUCGCCUCGCUCCGGCCAAUCUACGCGCGGAGAGGCGCGGCGGGGCGAAUCCGUGGGGCCGUCUCCCUCCGUCUCAACGGCGACGGUUGCCAAGGGGGCUUGUGAGGGAAGGAAGGCGGAAAGCGCAGGCUCACGCCAGUGGGUGCGAAGAGAACGCGCAGAUACGUAAGAAGUUGCGAGUGCCCACCUGGGCGCCCUCUCUUCCAAGUUGCUAAUACGAGGGCCGGCGCUGUCCUCCAGGCUGGGAAGUGCGAGCGCGGUGUCAGUUACUAUGGGAACUGCCUCUUGGCCAAUCACCGAGAGAAAGAGGAGGUGUUUGGGAAGAAGCGAGAGGACCCGAGUGGCGGGACCAAGCGUAACUAAUAGAAGCAGAAGAUAAAGAAGUUUCCUCACAUCCGGGGCUGCCUUUGGCGCCUGCGCCCUGCGCACCGUUGGGGGGGGCCAGUGACGUCCAGUGACGUCCGGUGAAAUCCAAGAUGGCGGCGCUAGGCUGACCCUGCUGCUGGUGACGGAAGUACCGCCUCCUCCCGUCUGACGCCCCUCAGGGGACCCUGCGCCGCUCCAGCCGCCGCGGCCAUGUCUGGGCCAAGCAACAAACGCGCCGCCGGCGACGGGGGCUCAGGGCCCCCGGAGAAGAAGCUAAGUCGUGAGGAGAAGACCACCACGACUCUUAUCGAGCCCAUUCGUCUUGGAGGCAUCUCUUCCACGGAGGAGAUGGACCUGAAGGUACUACAGUUCAAGAACAAGAAACUGGCAGAGCGGCUGGAACAACGGCAGGCUUGUGAAGAUGAACUCCGAGAACGAAUUGAGAAGUUGGAGAAGCGGCAGGCCACAGAUGAUGCCACACUCCUCAUCGUCAAUCGCUACUGGGCCCAGCUGGAUGAAACUGUGGAAGCCCUUCUCCGAUGCCAUGAGAGCCAGGGGGAGCUGUCUUCAGCGCCUGAGGCACCUGGGACCCAGGAGGGGCCAACAUGUGAUGGGACUCCUCUCCCAGAGCCGGGGACAUCAGAGCUGAGGGACCCCUUGCCGAUGCAGCUGCGGCCCCCUCUCAGUGAGCCGGCCUUGGCUUUUGUGGUGGCACUGGGUGCCAGCAGCAGUGAGGAGGUGGAGCUGGAGCUGCAAGGCCGAAUGGAGUUCUCCAAGGCAGCUGUGUCUCGUGUGGUAGAGGCCUCAGACCGCCUACAGCGCCGGGUGGAGGAACUCUGUCAGCGAGUGUACAGCCGAGGGGACAGUGAGCCCCUCAGUGAGGCGGCUCGGGCACGCACCCGAGAGCUGGGCCGUGAGAACCGGCGACUGCAGGACUUGGCCACUCAGCUGCAGGAAAAACACCACCGCAUCUCGUUGGAGUACUCCGAGCUCCAAGAUAAAGUGACAUCGGCAGAGACCAAGGUGCUGGAGAUGGAGACAACAGUGGAGGACUUGCAGUGGGACAUCGAGAAGCUGCGGAAGCGAGAGCAAAAGCUCAAUAAGCACCUGGCAGAGGCCUUAGAGCAGCUUAACUCUGGCUACUAUGUAUCUGGGAGCUCCUCAGGCUUCCAGGGGGGCCAGAUCACACUCAGCAUGCAGAAGUUUGAGAUGCUGAAUGCAGAGUUAGAGGAAAACCAGGAAUUGGCCAACAGCCGCAUGGCAGAGCUGGAGAAACUGCAGGCCGAACUUCAGGGGGCUGUGCGGACAAAUGAGCGCCUCAAGGUGGCCCUGCGGAGCCUUCCUGAGGAGGUAGUGCGGGAGACGGGAGAGUACCGCAUGCUGCAGGCCCAAUUCUCACUGCUCUACAACGAGUCUCUGCAAGUGAAGACCCAGCUAGACGAGGCUCGGGGCCUGCUGCUGGCCACCAAGAACUCCCAUCUGCGACACAUCGAGCACAUGGAGAGCGACGAGCUGGGGCUGCAGAAGAAGCUGCGCACAGAGGUCAUUCAGCUGGAGGACACACUGGCCCAGGUACGCAAGGAGUAUGAGAUGCUGCGCAUCGAGUUUGAGCAGAAUCUGGCGGCCAACGAGCAGGCGGGGCCCAUCAACCGUGAGAUGCGCCACCUGAUUAGUAGUCUUCAAAACCACAACCACCAGCUAAAAGGGGACGCCCAGCGAUACAAGCGGAAGCUUCGAGAAGUACAAGCUGAGAUUGGCAAGCUCCGGGCCCAGGCCAGUGGCUCUACCCACUCCACCCCCAACCUGGGCCACCCAGAGGAUUCUGGCCUCAGUGCCCCAGCCCCAGGGAAAGAGGAGGGUGGGCCAGGCCCUGUCAGUACCCCCGACAGCAGAAAGGAGAUGGCUCCAGUGCCUGGCACCACCACUACUACCACUUCAGUGAAGAAGGAGGAGCUGGUCCCCUCUGAAGAGGAUGUCCAGGGCUUAACCCCUGGGGCCCAGGGCCCUUCCUCCCGGGGCCGAGAACCUGAGGCCAGGCCCAAGCGGGAGCUUCGGGAACGAGAAGGUCCCAGCCUCGGACCUCCACCUGUAGCCUCCGCUCUCUCAAGGGCUGAUCGGGAGAAGGCCAAGGUGGAAGAAGCCAAGCGGAAGGAAUCAGAACUCCUCAAGGGUCUCCGAGCAGAGCUCAAGAAGGCCCAGGAGAGCCAGAAGGAGAUGAAACUGCUGCUGGAUAUGUACAAGUCAGCGCCCAAGGAGCAGCGGGAUAAGGUGCAGCUCAUGGCAGCGGAACGCAAGGCCAAGGCCGAGGUUGAUGAGCUGCGGAGCCGUAUCCGGGAAUUGGAGGAGAGGGAUCGAAGGGAGAGCAAGAAGAUCGCGGAUGAGGAUGCCCUGCGGCGCAUUCGGCAGGCAGAGGAGCAGAUAGAACACCUGCAGCGCAAGCUGGGUGCUACCAAGCAGGAGGAGGAGGCUCUGCUCUCAGAGAUGGAUGUGACAGGUCAGGCUUUUGAGGACAUGCAGGAACAGAACGGGCGCCUGCUACAGCAGUUGCGGGAAAAGGAUGACGCCAACUUUAAGCUAAUGUCAGAGCGGAUCAAGGCCAACCAGAUUCACAAGCUGCUGCGGGAGGAGAAGGAUGAGUUGGGCGAGCAGGUCCUUGGCCUCAAGUCCCAGGUGGAUGCCCAGCUGCUGACUGUGCAGAAGCUGGAGGAGAAGGAACGGGCCUUGCAGGGCAGCCUCGGGGGUGUGGAGAAGGAGCUGACGCUGCGCAGCCAAGCCCUGGAGCUCAACAAGCGGAAGGCUGUAGAAGCCGCCCAGCUGGCCGAGGACUUGAAAGUGCAGCUGGAGCAUGUGCAGACUCGGCUGCGGGAGAUCCAGCCCUGCCUGGCAGAGAGCCGGGCUGCUCGUGAGAAAGAGAGCUUCAACCUCAAGAGGGCUCAGGAGGACAUCUCACGGCUGCGGCGCAAGCUGGAAAAGCAGAGGAAGGUGGAGGUCUACGCGGAUGCCGACGAAAUCCUCCAGGAGGAGAUCAAGGAGUACAAGGCGCGGUUGACCUGCCCCUGCUGUAACACCCGCAAGAAGGAUGCAGUCCUUACCAAGUGCUUCCACGUUUUCUGCUUCGAGUGCGUGCGGGGCCGCUAUGAGGCCCGCCAGAGGAAGUGCCCCAAGUGCAACGCGGCCUUUGGUGCCCACGACUUCCAUCGUAUCUACAUCAGCUGAACCUGAAACUCAGGGGACUCUGGAACACCAUGGACCCUGGGGGCUGUGCCCCCAGCCCCUCCCCACCCCAGGUCUAGUGGCCCCACCCUCCAUUCCGGACCCCAUGGGCCCAGCCCCUGCCCAUCUAGUUGGUUUGGGGACCCUGGUGCAUGCUAGUGGGCGUGGGAUCAGCCAAGCUUCGUUCCAUCUUUUCCUAAAGGUCAGAGCUGCAGCCUAGGGGGCACUGCCCUACAGAAAAGUUCUGCCUGAGAGGCCUGAGGAGCCCAGAGCACUCGACUGAGCUUCCCGGAAACUGGCCCUAACCUGUCUGUCUCCAUGGAUGCAUCUUAACCCUAAGGAAAAUUCCCCAGGCUGUGAUCUCCUACCCUAGGAAAGGCUCGCUCCCUGCCUACUGGCUCACAAAUGAGGACCAGUCCUUGUUCCUUGUUUGAGACUGGGCUGCAGGCCCCAGGAAGACUUUCCUUCACCCACCAUCCCCCUAACCUUGGCAGGGCUUCUGUCCUGUGGAGUUCCUUGGACACCUUGGUCUGGCUCUUGUGCCAAGGGCUGAAGGAGGUACCCUCUUGGCAGAUGGGGGCAUCACUCGCUUCCUUUGGGAAGCUCUAAGGUUGCUGCAGUCACCUUCCUCAUCUUGCAGGUGCUGAACCAACAUCAUCAGUUUCUAUUCUAAUCAGGCCCCUUCCCAAUCUCCACUUCUCUCCCAAGCCCAUUUACCCCCACCUCAUGCAUCCCAAGGCUCUACUGGGUCCCUGGACCUAACCCUGCUUUCAUCCUGGUGGCCUUAACUACAGUGGAGGUGGAACUUCCCAGGAGGGGAAGGGACAGACCAGCCCCAGCCGCUGGGCCAACUUCCAAUCAUUCCAGCUAGAAGAGCUUCCCCCUGACACCCUGUGACUGAGCCUGUGUCCUGUCUGCCUGCCCAGCCAUGCUCCAUCGGCUGUGAGGGCAGCGCCUGGAGAGGCCAGAGGGUUGGAACUGCAGGGGCCCGUUUGGACCCACAGCCUCUGCUCUAGAGAUGCUUGUAUAGGCUGUUAAUUGUGAUGAAUAAACGUUCAACCCUCGGCCUGUAGCCAGAGUAGACAGGCCUCGCACCCCAAA
Molecule: messenger RNA, 4961 nt
Organism: Pongo pygmaeus (Bornean orangutan)
Lineage: Eukaryota; Metazoa; Chordata; Mammalia; Primates; Hominidae
Gene: RNF40
Product: ring finger protein 40
Exons: 20
Coding region: 858-3863 (1001 amino acids)
Cellular component (GO): nucleus; HULC complex
Molecular function (GO): metal ion binding; ubiquitin protein ligase activity
Source: RefSeq, a predicted model, not a curated record